AUGGCGAUUGAUACUGACGAAGGCGUGUUCCUCGCGGACGACGCAAUCUUCUUGACUGGUUCAGCGAAUCAAAUUACAGAGAAAGAGCAUCCGAUGUUUCAAUCGCGCUCGAUAGACGAAAUCCUGUACAUUGCGUCUGUCAUUGCGCAGCAUCAACUCUCAGUGGACGUGGUGAACAGUAUUCUCGAGUUUGCAGGAGUAAUGCUUGUGUUCCAAGCUGAAACAUCAGAAUUACGUCGUGGUAAAAGUAAUAUGAAUGAAGAGUAUUUGAAGCUGCAGCUACCCACUGCAGAACAACUAAGAGUUCCACCCGAAAUAAACGUGAGCAAGUGCUUAUUGCUGGUAGCGGACUGCGUUUCAAAGGACCAGGGCUGGGCCACAGACCAGCGAGAACACAAUGGAACGUACAUAGCAACACAUUCGUGGUGUGAAAUAGCGGUCACGUCGAUAAGUGCGGAGGGAGAGAGCAGAGAGACGGUGCGCGUGCCGUUCUGCCCGAAUCUACGUGCCGGCAGAAACUUUCGCCACCAUCGACGAUACUUUGAUAGCUCUACAGAUUUGCUGCAACGCAUUAAUCUAGGUGAUUGCGUGUCCAUUGUACUUCGAUCAGCAUACCCUGGUUGGACAAACUCUGCAAAGAAUGGCCGACUGGCCGCCUGCUUUACUGUAGAACUCAACGACGAUUUCUCGUUCGCCGGGAUCCCAUUUCCAGGUCUCUCUAACAGUAUGGAUGCAAGCACCAGCCCCUCUGCCCUGUGCUUUCCUCUGUAG
Peronospora belbahrii is the source of this 771-nucleotide messenger RNA. The record is from the annotation of a GenBank genome assembly. Lineage: Eukaryota; Oomycota; Peronosporomycetes; Peronosporales; Peronosporaceae.